AUGCAGUGCAAUAACAUACACAUGUGUGCGAUGAAAAGUGUUUUUGCUCAUUUAAACUUUCUGUUUUUGUUUUUUUUAACAAUCUUAUAAGAAUUUAACAACGUUGAUAUUUCCCUUCCUCCCGGUUGCUCCUCAGAAUGGUAUAGUCCGAUGGACCUGCUCAGGAAGAGGCUGCGGGUCAGGAGGACGACGUUUGUUGCUUAUUUUCGGCUAUUUUCCACAUUUUUCGUGCUAAUGUGUGCGGCGAUUUGGUAGUUUGCUCUCAGCUUUAUCUUUUUCCGCCUCCCCGCCAAGGGUGGUCAUUACUGAAGAUUUUAUGAGUCUAUCUGUGAUGCUGAAAAUGACGGCUGGGCGUGUUUACGUCCGCUAACCAAAUUGGAUGUUUGUGGGUGAUCGCAGCAGCUUUACAGAGGUCACUUCUCCAUCAUCGCGUUCCGUCUCGUCCGGUUCUGUUGCCAGUCAGCUCAGCGGCCGCUCGAUGCCUAACACCUCAGAGGGUCAGGGAACAAACCUGUCUGGGUCUGCGGAGCCAUCAGGGCUGCAGCGGACCGCAGACAGGGAGGAGGAGCACAGCCUGAUUCGGUCCCUGGCCCGGGAUGCCGCGAGGGUGAGGCGGGCUUCUAGUGCUGAGCUCCACCUGCCGUGGACCUGCCCGGUCACACACUCCCGUGAGAAGUUCUACACAGUCUGCUCUGAUUAUGCCCUCUUAAACCAGGCUGCCUCCGUGUACUGCCCCCCAAACACAGGCAGGGACGCGCUCUCGAAGAAGCAGGAUGACGGAUCCCCACGUGUAAAGCCCAAACCCUCCACAGAGCUCAGUGCCGCACACACUGGAGGUUCCCAUGGGGGGGCAGGCGAGGACUGUGACAUGGAGGACGUGUCCAAGCCUAUUUUGGCCUGGGAGAUUGACACAGCAGACUUCAACACUGCAUAUACAAGGAAAAUAAGAGCAAGCAAUGGUAAGAAAUGCGGCGCUAAGAAGAUGAAGUCAUCCGACAGACCCAGCAGGAACCUGCAAGAUGUCCCUCCUCACGCCUCACUGGAGGAGAUCAAACAGAGGAAAGUGCUCGACCUCAGAAGAUGGUACUGCAUCAGUCGGCCACAGUAUAAGACGUCUUGUGGGAUCUCCUCGCUGGUUUCCUGCUGGAACUUCCUGUACAGCACGCUUGGCGCAGGAAAUCUGCCACCCAUCUCUCAGGAGGAAGCUCUGCAUAUUCUGGGGUUUCAGCCGCCGUUUGAAGAAAUCAAGUUUGGUCCCUUCACCGGCAACGCUACACUGAUGCGGUGGUUCAGACAAAUCAACGACAACUUCCGAGUGCGAGGUUGCUCCUAUAUUCUGUACAAACCACACGGAAAGCACAAGACAGCAGGAGAAACAGCUGAAGGAGCUCUGAUGAAACUGACACAAGGCCUGAAGGACGAGUCCAUGGCCUACAUUUACCACUGUCAGAACCACUACUUUUGCCCCGUGGGGUUCGAAGCCACGCCGCUCAAAGCAGCAAAGGCGUACAGGGGCGCUCUUCCCACUAACGAAAUGGAAUACUGGAUCUUAAUCGGGGAACCCAGCAGAAAACAUCCGGCUAUUCAUUGUAAAAAGUGGCUGGAUAUCGUGACUGACCUCAACACCCAAAAUCCAGAAUACCUGGACAUUCGCCACACAGAGAGGGGGAUUCAGCGCCGCAAAACCAAAAAGGUAGGUGGAAACCUGCACUGCAUCAUGGCCUUCCAGAGGGUCAACUGGCAGAAGCUUGGCCCCUGGGCGCUGAAUUUGGAAAACCUGCGGCACGACUUUCACCAAUCUGGAACGGAAAGGGCCCACGCGAGCGACGACAGCGAAGAGAGGACGUCAGCCAAGCGGAUGGCCCAGCUGGGACGCUCGCACAGCAUGGGAAGCCAGAAAGACACCAGCUGGAAACGCCUGUCCAACAGCACGGAGUACAGACAGCGCAGCUCGCCCGACAGCGACCUCGAAGAAGACAUCACAGACUGA
Molecule: messenger RNA, 1990 nt
Organism: Haplochromis burtoni (Burton's mouthbrooder)
Lineage: Eukaryota; Metazoa; Chordata; Actinopteri; Cichliformes; Cichlidae
Product: basic immunoglobulin-like variable motif-containing protein
Exons: 10
Coding region: 380-1990 (536 amino acids)
Biological process (GO): nucleotide-excision repair
Cellular component (GO): nucleus
Molecular function (GO): DNA endonuclease activity; single-stranded DNA binding
Source: RefSeq, a predicted model, not a curated record